AUGUCGCUCAUUUUUAGCAAGACAAAGUCAUUUUUUCUCUUUGCGCACAUUCUUAUCACUCUUGUCACCAGCCGCUCCUGGUGUGUAGCCUCAAAUGUGACAGCCAGGGGUGCAUCCUACGGCGCAGUCAUUACUCGUUGCACAGUUCCUAGCACCGUAGCCCUCACGUUCGAUGAUGGGCCCGACAUUUAUACCUCUCAGCUUCUAGAUAUUCUCAGCGAAUACGACGCGCGCUCUACCUUCUUUGUAAACGGGUACCAGCUGUCAAACCACCGCGAUGUUCUAACCCGCAUACUGAACGAAGGACACCAAAUUGGUUCCCAUACAUACGAUCACGCUCGACUUUCCACUUUACCGUACGGUGAGAUCGUCGAACAAAUGAGCCGGCUGGAAGCAGCAGUGCUGGCCGUGCUGGGUGUCGCUCCGACCUAUAUGAGACCGCCCUAUCUCGCGAUCAACGGAGAAGUUCUUGCCGCAAUGAGCGAUCUGGGAUACCAUGUCGUCAGCGCCAGCGUCGACACCAAGGACUACGUGCACGAUCAUCCGGAUUUGAUUCCGAGGAGCUUCACGAGAUUCGUGGAAGGUCUGAAUGCCGGAGGCACGAUUGUCCUGGCGCACGACACCCAUGAGCAGACGGUGGCAGUCUUGACCCGGGCGAUGUUGGACGAGAUCGUGGCUCGAGGCCUGAAUCCUGUCACGGUAGGAGAUUGCUUGGGGGACCCGGAGGGUAAUUGGUAUCGUUAAAAAAAG
Molecule: messenger RNA, 750 nt
Organism: Aspergillus saccharolyticus JOP 1030-1
Lineage: Eukaryota; Fungi; Ascomycota; Eurotiomycetes; Eurotiales; Aspergillaceae
Product: chitin deacetylase
Exons: 3
Coding region: 1-744 (247 amino acids)
Biological process (GO): carbohydrate metabolic process
Molecular function (GO): hydrolase activity, acting on carbon-nitrogen (but not peptide) bonds
Source: RefSeq, a predicted model, not a curated record